Molecule: messenger RNA, 2799 nt
Organism: Knipowitschia caucasica
Lineage: Eukaryota; Metazoa; Chordata; Actinopteri; Gobiiformes; Gobiidae
Source: the annotation of a GenBank genome assembly
AUGGACGAGACGAGCCCUCUCGUCUCUCCGCUGCGAGACUCUGGAGAAUACUACGGUCCUCCUGAACACACUACCCCGCGGGGAACACUGGCAGGGACCCCGGGCUCCGUGGUCCGGAUCCCGGCGGGAAGUCCUGGGCGCAGUCGGGAAAGACAGCCGCUGCUCGACCGGGAUAGAGGGGGUUCUCCGAGGGAUCCGCACCACAACGAGUUCCCGGAAGAUCCCGAGUUUAGGGAAAUCAUCCGAAAGGCCGAGAGAGCCAUAGAAGAGGGCAUCUACCCAGAGAGGAUCUACCAGGGGUCCAGUGGCAGCUACUUUGUCAAGGAUUCUCAAGGAAAGAUUAUUGGAGUAUUUAAGCCAAAGAACGAGGAGCCCUAUGGUCAACUAAACCCCAAAUGGACCAAAUGGUUGCAGAAGCUCUGUUGCCCGUGCUGUUUUGGCCGUGACUGUUUAGUGCUUAACCAAGGAUACCUUUCAGAGGCAGGGGCCAGUUUGGUUGACCAAAAACUUGAACUGAAUAUAGUUCCCAGAACGAAGGUUGUGCACUUGUCAAGUGAAACGUUUAAUUACAAUGCCAUAGAUCGAGUUAAGUCCAGGGGAAAGAGGCUAGCUUUAGAAAAAGUGCCCAAAGUUGGUCAGCGCUUCCAUAGAAUUGGACUGCCACCAAAGAUUGGCUCGUUCCAACUUUUUGUGGAUGGUUACAAGGAUGCAGAUUUCUGGCUGCGUAGGUUUGAGACAGAACCUUUGCCUGAGAACACAAACCGCCAGCUACAGCUGCAGUUCGAGCGACUCGUUGUACUUGAUUACAUCAUCAGAAACACAGAUCGAGGAAACGACAACUGGCUGCUUAAGUAUGACUGCCCUAUGGACUCUACUGGGAACAGGGAUAAUGAUGGUUGGGUGGUUGUUAAGGAACCAAUUAUUAAGCUGGCAGCGAUAGACAAUGGUCUCGCCUUUCCCCUCAAACAUCCAGACUCCUGGAGAGCAUACCCUUUUUAUUGGGCAUGGUUGUCCCAAGCUAAAGUCCCAUUUUCACAAGAAAUUCGUGAGCUGGUUCUGCCCAAAUUGUCUGACCCAAAUUUUGUUAAAGACCUGGAAGAGGAUCUCUAUGAAUUGUUUAAGAAAGACGCCGGUUUUGACAGAGGUCAAUUUCUCAAACAAGUCUCAGUGAUGCGAGGGCAGAUCCUGAAUCUGUGUCAAGCCCUUAAAGACGGUAAAACACCUCUUCAGCUUGUUCAAAUGCCUCCAGUGAUCGUUGAAACGGCCAAAGCGCCUCAGCGAGCCAACAGUGAAUCCUACACACAGAGUUUCCAAAGCAGAAGACCCUUUUUCACCUGGUGUCCGAGCACAGAUCCUGAGACCCACAAGCGCCUGUGCCAGUGCUGCCUCUGUGCUCUCGGCCUUCACCACACUGUCUUCGUCAUCAUCAUCCUCAUCAUUCUGGGCCCCUCUCCACACCAGGCGGCCCCUCUGCUCCGCAUCACUGUCUCCCGCUGUUUGGAAAAGCCGCUGCAGCUGGUGGAUGUUGAUCCCAGAGAAGAUGUUGGAAUAUCCAGAUUUCCUGCUGCUGCGGCGCCCAGGAAGAACCCGAAAAGAACAAGCCUCAUCUUCACUGGAGACCAGGUUCUUCUCCCUAAAGCCUUUCACACUCAUGGUUUUGAGAUGUCCUCGACUCUCCGGGACAGUCUCGCCUCCGCCAUACAUGGUGCGUUUGAGGUCGCGGUGGAAAUCGCAGUUCUUGAGGUGACCAAGCUCGUCUCUGCAGCCGCUGGGGACGUGUGUGACAAGAUGCGACAGGAAAACCAGACGCUGAAAGAAGAGUUACAGAAAGCACAGUCUAUUAUACAGUCUGUCUUUGCGAGCAGUGGAAAUUCACAGGGACAAGACCAUCGGGAUGACUUGCAGGCUAAACCCGCUCUCCUUGACGCCAUCGACUCAAAACCCCAAACAGAAAUGUCCCACUACAGCGUGAAAGUGGAAAUAAAUGACAAACAGCCCUGUGAUUAUGAGGACUCUGAAGACCGCAGUCAGCCAAUGCAUUGUUUUCAUGAUGAUGGUGCACCUCAGCCCCUGAAAGUCAAGCUGGAGAAGUCAGAAGAUGAAAUGAUAUCUUCAAACUACUCUGUGGAUUCGUUUGGAGAAGAGGCAGUUUCAGUCAUUCUAGAAGAGUGGACACCAGAGAGGUCUCACUUUGAAUGUGACGAACAAAAUGCUCCACUCCCAGCUCCUCAUCAACCACAAGGUCAUACUUCAAAGGAGGACUUUCCCGAGUCUACCUCUGUCAGUGAGCCACACUUUGAUCAUCAAGUGACCAAUCAGGAACACCAGCCUCCUCAGAUUUAUGGAGAUCUUGUUCAUCAUAACCAGAUCAUCGCCAAGUCUAAUCCUCACAGCUGCAGGUUGUGUGGCCAGACCUUCCCUGUUCCCAGUAUGCUAAGGCGGCACUACGGCGCGUGUCAGCGGAAACUCAAUCAACGCAACCACACGCCAAACCCUGGGGGGAAACGGGCCAAACUGCAGCUCUACCCUCCUGGCUGCAGCCCCUUUCUCUGUUCUUACUGCAAUCGGGAAUUCAACCGGUUGGAGAAUCUGAAAACACACCUCCGUAUUCACACAGGGGAACGGCCGUACACGUGCUCCGUCUGCUCCAAGGCCUUCCGCCACUCAGGAGCUCUGACGCGGCACUUUCGCAUCCACACGGGAGAGAAGCCCUACGUGUGCGGCCUCUGUGGGAAAUCCUUUAGAAACGCCAGUGGGCUGAAGUUCCAUCAGCAUUCACACAACAAACAGCUGAGUUGA